UUAUAUUUCUAGAUUAUUUUUAUAUAUUUUAAUCAAAUUAUAUAUAUUGAGGAAAGUUCAUUGGUGUUUCUGUGUGAAAAUCGCAGUAAUUUUAAAAUUUAAGCUAUUCAUACACUAAAGUAAUGUAAAAAUUUUAUGAAAAAAAUUUAUGUAAAGAUAAUUAAUGUAGAAAAAUUAAAUUUUAAAAGUAAAUGAGUAAUGUAGUUAGAGAAAAUGUUACUGUAUUAUAUGAUAGAAGGCUGGAAUCCAGAUUUGGAAUCCUGUUUACAUAUAGAUAUGGGCUCGAAUAUAAGCUCCCGAAGCCCAUAAACUUUAAAAGAAGGCGACUUUUUAAUAUUUUUAGCCCUUUAAACUUGUCAAACGACGUUGUAACCAUUGACACGGAUAAGGGUUGGGGAUGCGUGUUGAGGUCGACGCAGAUGGCCAUAUCCCAAGCACUUAUGAAUCUUGUUCUAGGGCCUGAAUUUAGUGUAGAACAGCUUGAAAUCCGGAAUAGAAGCCCAAGGAACAAGAAAAUUGAUGAAAGUAUACUAAAUCUUGACACUUUCGAGAAGUUAAUUAACGGGGUGGUUGAUUUGGAUGAAAUUUCAGCAGUUUCAGUAAUAUUAGCUCAGUUUUACGAUGAUUUAAAUGCAGUCUUCUCAAUUUACAACUUCAUAAUCGCAGACUAUGUUCUUAAAACUUGUACUAAAUUUCUACAUUUCGGACCAACGAGCGCAGCACUCUGCGCCUCAAAAAUCAUCAAUGACUCAAAUCUACCAAUUCACUCAAUUGCUUUCCCAGACGGAGUUUUUCACAUCUCUGACGUUCGUGAAAUACUGGAUGAUAAGAGAAAUUUGUUGGUUUGGGUGUCGAAUAAGAAAAAAUUGGACCGAAUUGAACGGGAAUGUGUGAAGUCAAUGUUCAGGCUAAGCCAGUUUAACGGGAUUAUCGGAGGAAAUUUGUUCAAUAAAUCGUACUAUAUAUUUGGCACAACUAAUAAAAGACUGUACUAUAAUGAUCCUCACCUAUACUGUAAAAAGGCAUUUCGGAGUUUGGAAUUUGUAGAUAUAUUCAGGGAUUUCACAAGUAGGAGGGUAAAAAGCAUGAACUGGCGUUAUUUUAACUCCUCAUUCACUCUAUUAUUUUUGUUUAAGGACCAGGAUGAUUUUCAGGAUUUCCUGGAAAACACUUUCGAGAGGAAAUCAAUCGUGGAAUCAUUCCCAUUUGAAUUUAUAACCUAUGGCGACCUCACAUUUAACUAGCUUUAAUUUGAUAAAUAAUAUA
Molecule: messenger RNA, 1266 nt
Organism: Theileria parva strain Muguga
Lineage: Eukaryota; Apicomplexa; Aconoidasida; Piroplasmida; Theileriidae
Gene: cpr-1
Product: Peptidase family C54 family protein
Exons: 5
Coding region: 192-1244 (350 amino acids)
Molecular function (GO): protein-phosphatidylethanolamide deconjugating activity
Source: RefSeq, a predicted model, not a curated record